This is a messenger RNA of Strongylus vulgaris, 210 nucleotides long. Lineage: Eukaryota; Metazoa; Nematoda; Chromadorea; Rhabditida; Strongylidae. The record is from the annotation of a GenBank genome assembly.
AUGCACUAUGCCUUUUGGAAAAUUGGAGGAUACGGUACAUUUCAGGGUGAAUGGCAAUCAUUGAAUGAUUAUGAUGGCAACAAGGCUAAUAUUGUUCCCGAUCGUGCCCGAAAGUAUUGGCAAGGAGUAAGGGAUGGAACCAUCAAGGUACCCCACUAUCGACCAACAAAAUCGCUUGUUGGCGUUGGAGGAAACAUUGGCGUUGGAUAA